UUCAGCUUUCAUAAUUAUUUGUCGUUUCAUGUCAAAAGCGAAAUUCUAAGUGCAAAAAAUGUAAAGAAAUGAUGAGGUUAUGUUAGAUUUGUUUAUGGAAGAAAGUUGAGUGAUUUCGUGUUUCUUUUAAGGAGAUUUGAUAAUUAUUCAGGAUUAAAAACAUAUUCAGGACGUGUACGUUGUAUUUAUCUCAUUAUGGUCAUUGACAAUAAAAGGAAAGCCGAGGAUACUGCUCUAGUUCCAGCCACCAAAAGAAAUAGAAAUGAAGUUGCCCUCAAAAAUAAACACACUUCUGUAUUACAGGCUGCUCCUGCAAGAACAUCAAAUCUAUUUGCACCUAUUAUGGUACUAGAAGGGCAUGAAGGAGAGAUAUUCAGUGUGGAUUUUCAUCCAGAAGGUCAAUAUAUGGCUUCUUCUGGAUUUGAUAGGAAAAUAUUUAUAUGGAGUGUGUAUGGUGAAUGUGAGAACAUCUCGGUUAUGACAGGCCACACUGGUGCUGUGACAGAAUUACAUUUCAAUACAGAUGGUUCCAACAUAUUCACUUCAAGCACAGACCACACUUUGGGACUUUGGGAUAUAGUAACUGGGCAACGUAUUAAAAAGUACAAAGGGCACACCACUUUUGUGAAUUGUGUGCAAGGAGCCAGGAGAGGGCCACAGUUGAUGUGCUCAGGGGGUGAUGAUAGUACCUUGAGGUUGUGGGAUACCAGGAAAAAGCAGUGUGGGGCCACUUAUGAAUACAGUAUAUCAAACCACAGCUGUCAGUUUCAAUGACACUGCUGAGCAUAUUUUCAGUGGUGGAAUUGAUAAUGAUAUCAAGGUUUGGGACAUCCGCACCAAAGAAGUCCUCUACCACCUCCGCGGUCACACCGACACGGUAACAGGCCUGGCCCUGAGUCCGGACGGCUCCUACCUGCUCAGCAACGCCAUGGACAACACGCUGCGCAUAUGGGACGUGCGACCGUACGCUCCGGUCGAGCGGUGCGUCAAGAUCUUCAACGGGCACCAGCACAACUUCGAGAAGAACCUGCUGAGGUGCGCGUGGUCGCGCGACGG
Phaedon cochleariae (mustard beetle) is the source of this 1056-nucleotide messenger RNA. Lineage: Eukaryota; Metazoa; Arthropoda; Insecta; Coleoptera; Chrysomelidae. The record is from the annotation of a GenBank genome assembly.